Molecule: messenger RNA, 1461 nt
Organism: Penicillium malachiteum
Lineage: Eukaryota; Fungi; Ascomycota; Eurotiomycetes; Eurotiales; Aspergillaceae
Product: WD40 repeat domain-containing protein
Exons: 1
Coding region: 1-1461 (486 amino acids)
Biological process (GO): TOR signaling; regulation of actin cytoskeleton organization
Cellular component (GO): TORC1 complex; TORC2 complex
Molecular function (GO): protein binding
Source: RefSeq, a predicted model, not a curated record
AUGCUGCACAGUCUAGCUUUCACCAAGGGAAGACGCCAGACGUCUGGCUUUGUCCAGGAAAACAGUGCGGAAUAUGCCGAGCAGGUUCUUAAUGAGGCAACUCGACUACUCGAAACAUUUACUGCGCAUUCCACAAAAAUACGCAAUGAAACUCUGGAAAAGCCUCAAGAACCUGCUGAGUAUACAAGAAAUGUGACACAUGGUCAUAGCACCUUCGUUGUGGGCAAACGCCAACAGGAAAUUCAACGGCCAAGAAGUAUUCCGGUGGUAUCGUCGACACCACAGACCUCCACAACAUCUAAGCCAACUAAUGAUGCUCCUGCUCCAUCAAGAAAUGUGACCGUACCGCGUCUUGGCAAGAGAGGAGAGCGGAAUCCACCUCGUCCAACCCCAUCUACUCAACCAGUUCAUACAGCACCUGCGCCUGAAAGACCACAGAGUCUGCGUUCCAUCAGUAGGGACCCCCGUCUAUCAAGACAAUCACGGGCACCUUCCAAAGAAAGCCUAGAUGGGGCACGGUCUCCUAGUUUGCUUCUUUCUCCUUCACAAUCUACUAAUGACAUGAACGGUCCUCGGCGCUCUGGUCGUGCCAAGAACAUACCGACCACGUACAACGUGCGUGUACUGCUUGGGUUGGACCUUCUGGAGACUGUAUCCACUGCCAGUAAUGCCUCUGAGGUUGAGACGUUGGCCCGUGAUCUCAGUCAAGCACCAUCGGAAGUGGAGACAUUAGCAACCCUGACCCCGGCAGUAACCCCAGCACCAACCGCAGUAGUGGCACCCAGGCCUCCUACUAAGUCUGCAAAUAUCUCGCGGCUUCUAUGGGAACGAGAAUUGCGCGGUUGUAGUGCUAGCAGUCGGAUCUAUACGGCAGUCACUCAAGAUCUCAAGCCUUGGAAAUCGUGGAGAGGCGCCUCAAAUGAUGUCGUGGCUCUGGCUUGGUCGCCUGAUUCAACUAGAUUUGCUGCAGGAGCAACGGCCCAAUCUGACGAGUACAAUCGGAAGAAUAACUUGCUUUUUGGUGAUCUUGUUGAGAGUGCCUUGCACGAGCUCCCAGAUCAUUUCACCCGUCGGUCUGCGCCGUCAACUGGCACGGAUGAUCGUCUCUAUACCAGCGUGACAGAUAUGGAAUGGGUUGGUGAUCGACUCUACACGGCGAGCUACGACAACACGGUGAAGAUCUGGGACGUUACUGCAGGCAAACACCCCUCCUGUCUUCAGACCUUACGACACAAAUCCAAGGUUGUGGUGAUGGCAGUUUCAAAAUUAAAGCCAAACUUUAUCGCAACAGGGACGGAUGAGUUCCGCCUGUGGGAUGUCAAGAAGGGUCGAGCACCUAGCUACUGCAAUUUGGACAUAGUACGGGCUCCGCGGCAAAAAGCUGUGGACCUGGUGCCGACAACCCUGCAGUGGGGGAACACCGCUCACACGAGUGACUUCUUGAUUGGGGGGGAUGACUGA